Molecule: messenger RNA, 897 nt
Organism: Zingiber officinale
Lineage: Eukaryota; Viridiplantae; Streptophyta; Magnoliopsida; Zingiberales; Zingiberaceae
Product: ubiquitin-conjugating enzyme E2 19-like
Exons: 6
Coding region: 193-741 (182 amino acids)
Source: RefSeq, a predicted model, not a curated record
CUAUAUUCUACCGCCGUUGGAGAAGGCGAACUCCAACGGUCAAAAAGCCGGAGCGUCGGUCGAUAAAUUAACCUUAUUCUCAUCGUCGCUGUCUGACUGUCUCUCUCGGCUCUCGCUCUGGUCGUUGUUGGAAGAGAGAGAUAGGGAAAGAAAAAGAAGGUCGGAAAGGGAAAGGGUAGAAGGAGCGGCGAGAUGACGAGGGAGAACCAGGACGUCCGAGAUAACAUUCCAACCGCCGCUGCCUCCGCCGGCGCUCCUUCCGCGGCCAAGCAGCCUGCCCCUGUCACAAAGAGUCCCGACGGUCAAUCCGUCCUCAAGAGGUUGCAGUCUGAACUGAUGGCAUUAAUGAUGUGUGGAGAUCCUUGUAUAUCGGCCUUCCCUGAGGGAGACAACAUCUUUUGCUGGAAAGGAACCAUCAAUGGCAGCAAGGACACAGUUUAUGAGGGCACGGUCUACAAGCUCUCUCUUGCCUUCCCCACUGACUACCCAUUCAAGCCUCCCAAGGUGAAGUUUGACACUGUGUGCUUCCAUCCAAAUGUGGAUCUCUCUGGCAACAUCUGCUUGGAUAUUCUUCAGGAUAAAUGGUCAUCUGCAUAUGAUGUUAGAACCAUAUUACUUUCGAUCCAAAGUCUUUUGGGUGAGCCAAACAAUGACUCCCCUCUCAACAACCAAGCAGCAGCUCUUUGGUCCAACCAAGAAGAGUUCAGGAAAAUGGUACACAAACUGUACAAACCAGUAUAGUUUGUCAGGGGGGACAUGUGAUUGAAGAUUCAUUUGAUUUCUAAGCUUAAGUUAUUGUUUUAUGGAUAUUGUAUUGGAUUUCAAUUUACAAUUUAUACAGAUUGAUUGUCCAAUUUUUUGUAUUUCAGAAUAAAAGUUCCGUACUUAGUAUAUAAA